Molecule: messenger RNA, 594 nt
Organism: Pygocentrus nattereri (red-bellied piranha)
Lineage: Eukaryota; Metazoa; Chordata; Actinopteri; Characiformes; Serrasalmidae
Product: interferon alpha-inducible protein 27-like protein 2
Exons: 5
Coding region: 114-401 (95 amino acids)
Biological process (GO): apoptotic signaling pathway
Cellular component (GO): mitochondrion; membrane
Source: RefSeq, a predicted model, not a curated record
AUCACACUUGCUCCUCCUGCUCAGACGUUGAGUUUCAUUUCUGUGGAAGAGUACCUCCAUUAGUUGCUUCACUGACGUAGGCGUAAAGGCAGGUUUUGGCAUCAGUGCACACUAUGGGCUUAUUAACAUUUGCAGCAGCAGCAGCAGGAGCAGCUGGAGCCAUUGCAGUAACUCCAGCUGUGAUAGCCGCAAUGGGAUUCACUGCGGGUGGAAUAGCAGCAGGGUCCGUGGCCGCCUCAAUGAUGUCCUCCGCGGCUGUGGCUAAUGGUGGAGGGGUGGCAGCUGGCAGUAUUGUUGCCAUCCUGCAGUCUAUUGGGGCAGCCGGGUUGUCUACCACUGGGACAGCAGCCGUGGCAUCUGCAGGAACUGCUAUCGGCACAGCCAUCGGGUUGUUGCUGUAACAAUAUCCUCCUCUGAUCAGCUCUGUUUUCAACAACAUGCUCAGAAGAAAUUUGAAGUUGAGAAAAUGCACUAAUACACUAUCUGCCUUAAUCUUAAAAAGCUUACUGAAGUUAGCUUUCAUCUACAUGAAGGAAAAAGUACUCUGUUGCACAGAACGCUUGCUUCACAAAUAAAAUGUUCAUGGCUAUAAAA